Drosophila persimilis is the source of this 629-nucleotide messenger RNA. It is a transcript of the gene Ufc1, whose product is annotated as ubiquitin-fold modifier-conjugating enzyme 1. The transcript is spliced from 3 exons. The coding region runs from base 68 to 562 and encodes 164 amino acids. Gene Ontology annotation, biological process: protein K69-linked ufmylation. NCBI's taxonomy places the organism in Eukaryota, Metazoa, Arthropoda, Insecta, Diptera, Drosophilidae. Gene Ontology annotation, molecular function: UFM1 conjugating enzyme activity. The record is from RefSeq and is a predicted model, not a curated record. Gene Ontology annotation, cellular component: cytoplasm.
GUCAACGAAGGUGUUUUCCUUCGGAUUUGCUGUUAUUUCUGAGCGUCCUGAACAAACAUUGGCCAGAAUGGUGGAUGAUAGCACUAGGAAAACACUGAGUAACAUUCCACUGUUACAGAUAAGGGCUGGGCCACGUGAGAAGGAUGUUUGGGUGCAGAGGCUGAAAGAGGAAUAUCACGCGCUGAUUAUGUAUGUGAAGAACAAUAAGCAGUCGGGCAGCGACUGGUUCCGGCUGGAGUCCAACAAGGAGGGCACCAAAUGGUUUGGAAAAUGCUGGUACAUGCACAACCUCCUAAAGUACGAAUUCGAUGUGGAGUUUGACAUUCCAGUGACAUACCCAACGACGGCACCCGAAAUCGCCCUGCCCGAGUUGGAUGGCAAGACGGCAAAGAUGUAUCGCGGCGGCAAAAUUUGUCUAACAGAUCACUUCAAGCCCCUGUGGGCACGCAAUGUUCCCAAAUUUGGAAUUGCCCAUGCCAUGGCUUUGGGACUGGCUCCCUGGUUGGCUGUGGAGGUUCCAGACUUGAUCGAAAAGGGCAUCAUCACAUACAAGGAGAAAUAAUUAAAGUUUUGUUUCGUUACGAGAAACGUGAGAGCAAGAAAAUGAACAUAUGCAAUUCAAUAUGAAA